AUGCAUGCGAAGAAGCAUAUCCCAUCAGAGCCACACUGGGUAUUUUGCUACACUAUGCUCCACAAGAUCUCCAGAAGUUUCUCUCUCCUCAUUCAAGAACUCCAUACAGAUCUUCGUGGCCCAGUAUGCGUUUACUAUUUGGUUCUUCGAGCACUGGACACUGUUGAGGAUGAUACAAGCAUAGCUACGGACGUUAAAAUACACAUCCUAAUGGAUUUUUAUCGUCACCUACAUGACACUGAAUGGCAUUUUUCAUGUGGUACGAAUGACCAUAAAGUUCUUAUGGAUGAUUUCCAUCACGUUUCCACUGCUUUUCUGGAGCUUGGAAGAAGUUAUCAGGAGGCAAUCGAGGAUAUUACCAGGAGAAUGGGUGCAGGAAUGGCAAAAUUUAUAUGCAAUGAGGUAGAAACAAUUGACGAUUAUAAUGAAUAUUGUUACUACGUGUCUGGACUUGUGGGAUCGGGGUUGUUAAAUCUAUUUCGUACUUCUGGAAGAGAAUAUUUGGCUCCUGAUACUCUGUCCAAUUCGAUGGGUUUAUUUCUUCAGAAACCGCAUGUUAUCACAGGCUACCUGGAGGACAUUAACAGGAUACCAGAGUCGCAUAUGUUCUGGCCUCGUCAGAUAUGGAGUAAAUAUGUCAACAAACUAGAGGACUUCAAAUACGAGGAAAACUCGAUCAAGGCAGUACAGUGCCUGAAUGACAUGGUCACAGAUGCUUUGAUACAUGUAGAAGAUUGCCUGAAGUGCAUGUCAUUAUUUCAAGAUCCAGUUAUCUUCCGUGUGUGCGCAAUUCCACAGAUCAUGGCUAUCGGGACACUGGCUUUGUGCUACAACAACAUUCAGCUCUUCAGGGGUGUCGUGAAAAUGAGAGACGGUCUUGCUGCUAAAGUUUACGACCGAACCAAAACAAUGUCAGAUGUCUAUGGGGCUUUUUAUGAUUUCUCUUGCACGCUCAAGUCUAAGAUUAACGACAAUGAUCCUAAUGCUUGCAAAACAAAGGAGAGGCUAGAAGCAAUCUUGAAAAUUUGCCAGAACUCUGGAUCCUUGAACAAAUGGAAAUCAUACAUUAUUGUAUAG
This is a messenger RNA of Fraxinus pennsylvanica, 1077 nucleotides long. The record is from the annotation of a GenBank genome assembly. NCBI's taxonomy places the organism in Eukaryota, Viridiplantae, Streptophyta, Magnoliopsida, Lamiales, Oleaceae.